UACUUUCAUUGGUGCCUGCCAAAGAAGGCUCUUAGCCCAAUCUGUCAGAAUAUAUUGUGUGCAUCUAUUCUAUUAUUUCUUAAUAAUUUUUUUGUGGGGAAAAAUACGAAUGGGGAAAAUACAAGAGGGUUCUAAGUGGAAAAUGAUGACCCCCUACUUUUCUGGUAAAAGUCCCAUCAGUGAAGCAACCGUAAUAAAAAAAAAAGCUGAAAAUUAACUUUUAAAAACUUGUUAGAUUGGUGAACCCAGGGAUCCCUGUGGCCAAACCCUCUCUCUUCUCGAAGUCUGUAGCCAAGAAUUAAUGGCUGAGCGUCUGGCAUCAUCCUCAGCCACAGCGCGAUUGGUUUAGUAGCGACACUGGGAUGGACGAACGCGUUACCAGUAGGCUCGGGAGAUGCUUGGAAAACAUUGCGAGUUAGCACCGCUUUCCCGGAGAUCCUCGCCUCAACUAGAGGCGGCGUUCAGGCGUCUGUCGGAGACCUAUAAUGUGGGGAACCCCACAGUGGCCAGGCGGCUAGUGGCGACGGCCCAAACGGCCCCUUCCAACUGUUGUCGCUGCAGCUACUCGGUGCUGCUAUCUAAGCAAAUCGCGGCCAGGCGUUUUCAGCGCGGUGCUCGAACUACCGUGCCGGCCCGACCAGGUGGACUAGUCCCGUGGGGACCCUUCCCUCCCGCUGCCGCGGUUCUUUUAUCCCGGCGCUUAAGAGAGGUCCCAUCAAACUUCGCGAAUGAGGCGAAGGCUUCAUCCCCAUGGCCGGACUGCGAGCGGGGAGUUCCCAUCCACCUUCCCCUUUCCUUUCCUUCCUCCCGGCGUUCCUCCGGGGCUGCGGCGUAGCCAAAGUCUCCGGCAGGAUGGACGGAGCAUCGGCGCCCUUUUCUCCGCCUCUACCCCGCCGCCCGGCAAGGCAGGGAGGCCGCUUUCUUCCCCGCUCCUUCCCCACCCGGCUGUAGCCCCAGUCCCGGCCGGGCUGCCAUUGGCUUAGCGGCCCCAUCCGGGCAUUUGGCGCAUCGCUGCUGCUCAGCCCGAGCGCUCCCAAUAUGGCGGAGGCUUCCUUUGGGAGUUCGAGCCCAGGUUUGUCCUGUUCAGUUCCUUCUUCUGUGAUUCCAGCAGUGGGAAGCUUUUGGAAGUAAAUCCACCUGAUUGGAUUGAUAAGGUCCCCACGAUGGCUCACAACAUUGGCUCUUUAUCUUCUGAGGAUCAUGACUUUGACCCUACAGCUGAAAUGUUGGUACAUGAUUAUGAUGAUGAAAGAACUCUGGAAGAGGAAGAAAUGAUGGAUGAAGGCAAAAAUUUCAGUUCUGAGAUUGAAGACUUAGAAAAGGAAGGAAGCAUGCCAUUAGAAGAUUUGCUAGCAUUCUAUGGCUAUGAAUCUACCAUUCCUGUUAUAGCAAGUUCCAGCGCAGAUAGUUCCCCAAGCGAACUUGCAGAUGAGCUUCCAGACAUGACUUUGGAUAAAGAGGAAAUAGCCAAAGACCUUUUGUCAGGAGAUGAUGAAGAAACACAGUCUUCUGCUGAUGAUUUGACACCAUCGGUUACUUCACAUGAAACAACAGAUUUUUUUCCUCGGCCUUUAAGAUCAAACACUAUCUGUGAUGGUGAUAAAGAAUCUGAUGGUGAAGAUGUGGAAGUAGAUACCGGUAAUUCAUCUGAAGAUUUGCGAAAGGAAAUAAUGAUUGGUUCACAAUACCAGGCUGAAAUACCACCUUUCUUAGGCAAAAGUUGCAAUGAUGAAAAAGCAUAUGAAAAUGAGGACCAGCUACUUUGGCAACCUGAUGUUAUUUCAGAAAAUAAAGUUAAAGAGUACCUUUUUGAAACUUCCGUAAGAACUGGAAAUGAAAAAAUAAUUGGCAGAAUUCCUGAUGGAGUGCAUACCCGGGACAAUGAACAGGCACUCUAUGAACUCUUCAAGUGUAACCACAGUCUAAAGGAAGCUAUUGAGAAAUACUGUUCAAAUGGAAAGACAUCACAGGAUAUGACCGCUUGGACAGAAGAAGAAUGUAGAAACUUUGAACAUGCACUUCUGAUAUAUGGGAAAGAUUUUCAUCUUAUACAAAAAGAUAAGGUGAGAACCAGGACAGUUGCUGAAUGUGUAGCAUUUUAUUACAUGUGGAAGAAAUCUGAACGAUAUGAUUACUUUGCUCAACAAACAAGAUUUGGAAAAAAGAGGUACAACCACCAUCCUGGAGUCACGGACUACAUGGAUCGGUUGGUAGAUGAAGCAGAAGCUUUAGGUGGUGCAGUUUCUUCAGCCAUAAUAUCAAAUAAUAGACUAGAGCCCAUUCCUGAUCAACAACUAGGCCUCCUGAAUUCAAUCACUGCCAAUGAUUUGACAGGUAAAUUAAAAGCACUGACCAACAGCGUAGCUACAGUCUGCCAUUCUACAGAUGUGAACUCAGAAGACGCCUUCCCACCUCUGGACAGUUUGCCCCGAACAGCAGUUAAUCAUGUGCCUGUCGUAACAGAAGAUUUGCUUAACUUGCCUAGUAAUGGCGAAAGUGAUUGUUUUAAUUUAUUUGAGACUGGAUUUUAUCAUUCUGAAUUAAACACCAUGAACAUGUGCAGUGAAGAAUCGGAAAGGCCUGCCAAGAGAUUGAAAAUGGGAAUUGCGGUCCCAGAAUCCUUCAUGAAUGAAGUUUCGGUGAAUAACUUGGCUGUUGAUUUUGAGAAUCAUACACAUCAUAUUACUAGUGCCAAAAUGGCGGUCUCGGUAGCUGACUUCAGCAGUCUAUCGGCAAAUGAGACAAAUGGCUUUAUCAGUGCCCAUGCGUUACACCAGCACACGGCCCUCCAUUCAGAAUGAAUUCA
Molecule: messenger RNA, 2806 nt
Organism: Thamnophis elegans (Western terrestrial garter snake)
Lineage: Eukaryota; Metazoa; Chordata; Lepidosauria; Squamata; Natricidae
Gene: MIER3
Product: MIER family member 3
Exons: 14
Coding region: 1164-2801 (545 amino acids)
Biological process (GO): negative regulation of transcription by RNA polymerase II
Cellular component (GO): nucleoplasm
Molecular function (GO): histone deacetylase binding; transcription corepressor activity
Source: RefSeq, a predicted model, not a curated record